AUGGAGGGUGCAGCCGCUGGCGUCCCGCUCCAGCCUGCGGCCGGUCGCAUCUGGCACUGCUCCGGGGGUGGCCGGAGGCAGCACCGGCCCCGGCCCCGGCCAGGGCAGCGCCCAGGGAGCAGCCCUGCUUUAUGGAGGCCCUGGAUGCUCACAGCAAGAGACGGUGAGAUGACAGAGAAUCAACAAAUGUCAGCACUGGAUGGUCAGCUAAUAAAUUUUAGAUCAAAAGGAGCCCUGGGGUUUCAACAUCCAGUGAGACUCUAUCUGCCCAAAUCCAAAUCCCAAAAGUUUCUUAAUAACAUCGGAGAGAAGGUUCUGGCGAGUUUUCCAGUACAAGCUACAAUUCACUUCUACAAUGAUGAUACUGACUCUGAUGAAGAUGAAGAAGAAAUCAGCUCAGCCUAAUAACGAACAGUGGUCAGCCUUGAAAAACACAAAAUAAAAUGUAAAAAAAUCAAGAGAUAAAAAAAGAACUGUCCAAGACAUAUGGACAAACAUCUGAUUGAACAAAGAAAUUCAUCAAAGCUCUAAAGAAAAUUAUUUAUAACUAUCUUACCAAGAAGAAUGAGUCAAUGAAACUGGA
Molecule: messenger RNA, 583 nt
Organism: Tyto alba (common barn owl)
Lineage: Eukaryota; Metazoa; Chordata; Aves; Strigiformes; Tytonidae
Gene: RIPPLY3
Product: ripply transcriptional repressor 3
Exons: 4
Coding region: 1-405 (134 amino acids)
Biological process (GO): embryonic pattern specification; negative regulation of transcription by RNA polymerase II
Cellular component (GO): nucleus
Source: RefSeq, a predicted model, not a curated record